Messenger RNA from Dictyostelium purpureum, 1482 nucleotides. RefSeq lists its product as uncharacterized. The transcript is spliced from 2 exons. The record is from RefSeq and is a predicted model, not a curated record. The annotation marks the transcript as partial. Lineage: Eukaryota; Evosea; Eumycetozoa; Dictyosteliales; Dictyosteliaceae.
AUUCAAGUUACAAAUGGUGAAAUAGAUUUAACUCACACAAUCUUUGACCAAAAAAGCAUUAAUGGAGUUGAUUCUUUUUCAAUUAAAGCCAGCAGUUAUGGUAAAAUAAAUAUUAUAAAAGUUUAUUAUUUAAAUAAUUUAAUCAUGAAAUUUGGUGAAGAUGUAGAUAAUGACUUUUCAAUUUCAGAACCAAUUAUAACCAGUCUAUCUAAAUCAAGUGGUUUUUAUAAUGAUGUUGUUACUAUCUAUGGUAACAACUUUUAUAAUGGAGAAACCAAAGUCUAUUUUUCAGAAAAAGAGUGCCAAACAGUUGAAUGGGUCUCAAAUAAAGAAAUAAUUGUCACUGCACCACAUGGUUAUCUCUAUGCAAUCGUUAAAGUUCAAGUUGGUGAUUCAACAAACGAUGAAGAGUUUAAAUUUAACUAUGGAGUCCCAACUAUUGAUAAAGUGAUAUAUCAUCCACAGAUCAAUACAAGUGUUACAGAUUAUAUAGAUAAUUUUGUAAUUGUCGGUAGAAAUUUAGGUUCUUAUAUAAAUGAACAACCAGAUAUCUAUAUUUUAGAUAGUGUAAUUACUUGUGAUUCAUAUUUCUGUAGCGAAGAUGAAUUUGACACAGAAGAUGAAGAAAAUCAAUCAAAUAUUUGUUCCCAUUUAAAAAAAAUAGGAUAUCAACACUAUAAUGAACUUAUCGAUAUUUUCUAUUGCUCAUUUGACUCUUUUAUUGGCAAAAAUCUUACAAUUGAUAUCGAGAUUAUUGAUGGAACUCAAGUUUCAAAUAAAACAUAUUUAUACUCUUACUUUGAGCCAUAUGUCGAAAGUAUGUCAUUAAAUCAAUCAAACACUGAUGGUGGUUUAAAUAUUACAAUUGAUGGUUAUAACUUCCCACCAUUUGAAACUUUAAGCCCUUACUAUGAUAAUUCGGAUAUUACCUGGUUAGAGGAAUCAAAUGUUACAAUUGGUUCUAAUUAUACAUGUGCACUUACCGAGUUUUUCAAUUCAACUCAACUUAAUUGCACAAUCCCACCAGGAAUCGGUGCAAAUCAUACAAUUGUCGUCUUUGUUGGUCAACAAAACUCAUCUCUAGUUAGCCAAGAAUAUUUAUUCUCAUAUAAUCCACCAGCACUUAAUAUUUCAUCAGAUAAAGAAAGUGAAGAUAAAGUUUAUUAUAGAGCCCCAACCAACGGUACAGUUCAAUUUAUAAUUAAUGAAUGCAACUAUAACAAAGAAACAAAUACCUUAACUGCUAAAAACAAUGAACAUCAAUUCAUUUUCUGCUCCAAUGGCGAUGAUUACAAUCACAAAUUUGAAUUCAAUCAAAAUGUUAUUUGUAAUAAAAGAUAUGAUCCAGAAACAUCACUCGAAUCAAUUGGUUGUUCAAUGGAACAAAAUCCAGACUAUGUUAUGUUCUUUGAUAGAUCGGUAAGAUGCUACAUUGACGAUAAAACAUCAUGCUUCAUGAAUAUCUCUUCAAGCAGCAACUAA